AUGCAGACCAGGGUGGGAUUGCUUAUGGUUCUUCACCUCAUCACCUGCUCUCACUGCUCCCCACUCUACCCAACACUCAGGUACAAUCCACUGCCUGUUUCAGGAAAGGAGAUGAGCUUUCAGCUUUUCCGAGGCAGCAGCCCAGCACAGAGCCAUAAUCUCUCCAUGGAAGAACAGGAGGAGGGCAUCCUGAGGGACCCUGCAGAGAAAAGGACACAACGCCACGCGGAUGCCAUCUUUACCAACAGCUACAGGAAAGUCUUGGGCCAGAUUUCAGCUCGGAAAUUCUUACAGGCUAUUAUGGGCAAGCGACUGGGGAACAGGCAGGGCAAUCGAGGGGAAGAGGAUCAUGAGGCCCUAUCUAGACGUCAACUAGACAGCAUCUUGAUGGACAGCUGCUACCACAAACAGAUGGUGCUACAGGACUUCUUGGCAGCCAUGUUACAGAAACAAAGGUAG
Molecule: messenger RNA, 459 nt
Organism: Gracilinanus agilis (Agile Gracile Mouse Opossum)
Lineage: Eukaryota; Metazoa; Chordata; Mammalia; Didelphimorphia; Didelphidae
Gene: GHRH
Product: growth hormone releasing hormone
Exons: 5
Coding region: 1-459 (152 amino acids)
Biological process (GO): positive regulation of cell population proliferation; adenylate cyclase-activating G protein-coupled receptor signaling pathway; positive regulation of multicellular organism growth
Cellular component (GO): extracellular region; perikaryon; terminal bouton
Molecular function (GO): peptide hormone receptor binding; growth hormone-releasing hormone activity; growth hormone-releasing hormone receptor binding
Source: RefSeq, a predicted model, not a curated record